GGACACCAAAAGAAGCCAAGAGAUGGUCCCGCGGCCCCGAGAGGGAGCUCCGCGGAUUGGUCUGGGGAGGCUCGGCGCGCGCCGCCCGGAGCUCCAGGAUUGGCUAAGGGGGGCAGCUCGCGCCGCCGGAGAGCGUUGACGGUGAUUGGCCAGAGGGUGAGCCCGGCUAUUUGAAGGAGACGCGCGGAGAAGAUACACAUCUCACUCCAUAGAGGUGGUGGGAGCCUUUGUGCGCAACGCUGUCCGGCUGACCCGACAGGGCGCAGACGCGGGCCCGGCCCCAGUUCCGGCUUUAGCCGCGAUCCGGUGAGGUGAUGGCCAAGGUGUCGGUGCUGAACGUGGCGGUGCUGGAGAAUCCGAGCCCUUUUCACAGCCCUUUCCGGUUCGAGAUCAGCUUCGAGUGCAAUGAGGCCCUGGCGGAUGACUUGGAGUGGAAGAUCAUUUAUGUCGGCUCAGCUGAGAGUGAGGAGUUUGAUCAAAUCCUAGACUCAGUGCUGGUCGGCCCUGUCCCAGCAGGGAGACACAUGUUUGUCUUUCAGGCCGACGCCCCCAAUUCAUCCCUCAUCCCAGAGAGUGACGCUGUCGGUGUGACUGUGGUCCUCAUCACCUGCACCUACCACGGACAGGAGUUCAUCCGCGUGGGCUACUAUGUCAACAACGAGUACCCCGACCCUGAGCUGCGGGAGAAUCCACCCUCGAAGCCAGACUUCUCUCAGCUCCAACGGAACAUCUUGGCCUCAAACCCCCGGGUCACUCGUUUCCACAUCAACUGGGACAACAACACGGACAGUCUAGAGGCCAUAGAGAACCAGGACCCUGCCCUAGGCUGUGGCCUCUCCCUCAGCUGCACCCCUAUCAAGGGCUUGGGGCUCCCUGGCUGCAUCCCUGGCCUCCUCCCUGAAAACUCCAUGGACUGCAUCUAACUGGGGGACUCCAGGCCCUACUUGGGCCCAGCCGGGACUGCAGCCGGUCUCCUAACACAUCUGGAAGGGGCAGCCGGGCCUCCUGGAGAGUACUGUGGAGGCCAUCUGGAGGAUUUUGGGGCCAUCCACUACAUCCAGGCCAGUCAAACUUGUCCCCAAGGAAGGAACAGGACUCAGGUCUCUCCCAGUCCCGACCCAGAAGGAUCAUCUCACCUCCACUGCCCAGGCCUAUAAGAAGCAGGUACUUCAGUUCUUAAUUCUCUCUGACUUGUGUCCUUUUUCUCUUCCACACACUAUAAAUUCUACCUGCAGGCUAUUGUGUCACCAUGCUCUUGUACCAUUGAUCCACAGCUCUUUCCACAGACCUCCUGGGCCUGCCUUGAGGUUUUGAUGGUCAAUGGCUGGCAAGGCUCUGGCCCUGUUGGGCCAAAGGCUCUUGUCAUUCCUUUCUCUUCCCAAACAUCUGAGUAGAUCCACCCAGCUUUCUGGAGUCACAGGCAAGGAAUCUAGGUAAGAAGGUGGACUUGGGCACAAUUUCAGUCCUCCUCCCAGGAAGAUUUGUAGGUCUUUCCAAUCCAAAAGCCCCUGGGAAACUUAGUCCCCAAAAGUGUGAUCAGCAGGAUGCUGAAGAAUGAUGGGUGACUGUCCUCUCAGUCACGACCACUUUCUUGUUGCUUCCUAACUGGAUCUGAAUUUCCCUAGAGGCUGCUACUGUGGGAAGAUGGCAUGUCGGAGGGGCCUGCUGUGCUUGGUCUGUCUCAUUGUUGGCAUCAGGGCCCUUCUGUGUCUGGCGGCCUUGAUCUGUCUCUGCUAAGACCUCAUGCUUUCACCAGCCACAGAGUGACUACAGCCCCGAGAAGCAGUAGGGACUCUGAAAAACCUUCCCUCCUGCCAUGCUCCCUGCCGUGCCCUCAUCCCCUUGCUGCUAUGUGGACGCUGUUGUCUUUGCAGUUUGUAUAUUAAAGGGUUUUUAUAUUAAAUAUGUUUGGUUGUCUAAAAAUAAAAGGCACUUCAUCUAGA
Molecule: messenger RNA, 1943 nt
Organism: Pteropus alecto (black flying fox)
Lineage: Eukaryota; Metazoa; Chordata; Mammalia; Chiroptera; Pteropodidae
Gene: ASF1B
Product: anti-silencing function 1B histone chaperone
Exons: 4
Coding region: 315-923 (202 amino acids)
Biological process (GO): DNA replication-dependent chromatin assembly
Cellular component (GO): nucleus
Molecular function (GO): histone binding
Source: RefSeq, a predicted model, not a curated record